Molecule: messenger RNA, 2661 nt
Organism: Pseudopipra pipra
Lineage: Eukaryota; Metazoa; Chordata; Aves; Passeriformes; Pipridae
Product: transmembrane protein 45B-like
Exons: 6
Coding region: 1357-2217 (286 amino acids)
Source: RefSeq, a predicted model, not a curated record
CAACCUGGUCUGGUGAAAAGUGUCCCUGCCCAUGGCAGGGGGUGGGAUUACGAGACCUUUAAGAUCACCUCCAACCCAAACCAUUCAAUGAUUCUGUGCUGUGUCCAGGUGCUGGGAAGCAAAGGGGACUCAUUGCAGCUCCCUAAAGCCUUGCUGGAUUGAGCUGCUGAGAGGUUUCAAAGCAAAAGGGUCCCUGGCCCUGUAGAGCGAGGGUGCUCUGCUGGGGAGUGGGAUGGUCAGGGUAAGAGAUCCCAGGGACAGCUCUGGAACAGUGGGUUGGGUCUGCUGGUCACUCAGAUGAAGGGGGGAUGGUUGGUGGAUGUGGGGCGAUGGAUCUCUGGGUUAAUGCUGGAUGCUGCUGUGACUUUGGAGCACCCUCUGGAGCUGCAGGGGGGACAUGUCAUUUGUCAUUUCUUGGCUCUGGGAUGUUUCUGCUCUCCUCUCCUCCAGUUAAUCACGUCACAUUAACGUUCCUGACAUGUCUCUGGAUCAGGGUACGCUCCUGACUCCAGCCCCAGGCUGUUGCCCUGGCAGUCACAACAGGACAAUGGUAAAAUUUGGUUAUAUAUCGUGCAACUGUGUGCUGCCUAAAUGGGCUUUAAUCACAUUUGUUGUUAGUCACUCCAGCAUGUAGAUGUCUGUGCAGGGAAGAUAAGUGCCCUGGGCUGAGUGUCCAGGCUAUAAUCAGGAAAGACCUGGGUUCUCCUGGGGCAUGGGCCACCUCACCCUAAUGUGGGCACCCAAAAUAGAGCAGAGAGCCAUCCCUGGUCCUCAAACCAGCUCCUGGAUGGGGCGUUUCUCACCUCCCUGAAAGACUGUUUAGUAACUUCCCUCCUGGAAGGAAACCUUAACACAGUUUUGAGCCUUCCCUGGAUUGUCUGUGUCCCACAGAUGCAAUGGAUGAUGAUGGUUUCCACAUCCAAACCCAUGGUUGCCACUCAGGGCUGAGCCAGUCCAACCAACUUGGGCGCUGUAGCCCCGACCAGGGAUGUCUUGCAGAGCUCUCCCUCCCCCCAGGCACUUGCCACAUCCUACCCUCCUUUUGCAGUGCCUAAUUACUUUCUACUGUGGGAGGACUUGGCAAACGUGCUGGAGUUGUUCAUCCAGCCUCUGCAAUUUGCUCUGGUAUUUAUAAACACGGUGAGGAUGUGAUUUGUGAUGCAAGGGCAGGUCGGUGUGGGAGCUUUGGGAUGAGUAAUGCCUUCCUCUCUGCGCAUCCCAGCUGUAGAAAAGGACCGGAAAACCACGUGGAGGGGAAAAGUGAGUCCUCCUUAGGUGGUAGAAGCUUACAGAGGGCAAGGAGAGAGGUCUUGCUGGAAGGGACAAGACCACCCCAAGGUCCAGAACACGAGCCCGAUGCCGACGAGUUUCCUCGGCAGUGCCCUCCGGGGCACUUUCUUCUUCGCCUUUGGUCUCUGGUGGUCCGUGAGGUACCCCCUGAAGUACCUGAGGAAGAAAGGUGAUGCUGAGGGCCAGCCAAGCUCUGGGACCCAGCGUGCAGAGAUCUUUGAGGGGGCUCUCAAAGCUCUCUUUGCUCUAGUAGGGAUCCUGGUGGAGCAGUUUGUCCCCACCGGUCCCCACCUGCAGCUGUACAGCCCCAAGACGCACAGCUGGACAGACCUCACCCACUGGCACUACUCCACCAUCUACCUUUUCUUCCUCCUCUCUGGAAUCAUGGACAUGGUCUCGCAGUCCCGGCUCAAGCUGCCGCCCGGCCUGGACCGGCUCUCGCUGUCCAUGGCUCUGUUCAUCGAAGGUUUGCUCUUCUGUUUCCGUGACUACAGUGAUGCUGCACUGGACCACCACCUCCACUCCCUGCUGGCCAUGGCCAUCUUUGCUGGAGCCCUCUGUGCCCUCCUGGAGGUGUUCCUCCGAGACCACAUCAUCCUGGAGACCUUCAGGACCAGCUCCUUCCUUCUGCAGGGCUCUUGGCUUUGGCAGAUUGGGUUUGUGCUGUCCCCUCCCUGGGGAGGACCAGGCUGGGAUCAGAGCGAUCCCAGCAACCUGACCUUCCUCACCAUGUGCUUCUGCUGGCACUACCUGGGCGCUCUCGCCGUUGUGGGCACCAACGCGGCUGCAUCCCGCUGCUGCAACGAGUCCUGCCAGUUGAAGUUCGGGGACAUCGACGUGGAGCUGGACUGUGGUUUGUGCCUGCGCAGAGGCACCAAGGGCUCCCGCAGUGCCCUGCUGCCUGAGAGCAGCUUGGAUGACAAAUGAGGCCCUGGCAGGCAUGAAAAUUUCUUCCAUGCUGGCUUUGAGCUCUUGAGAUGAGGUUUUUAAUUAGUCUUGAUAAACUACAGUGGCACUUGAUGGAGGAGCAUCGGAAGUGGGAGGCAGUACCCUGAGGCAGAGCACAGCAGGAGUUGUGAAGCCUUUUCUGUGCAUCCCUUUGGUCACAAGAGCAAACCAGACUUGUCUGGGAUGGAGGUUUUAAUCCUCAGUGCUGCAGCUCAGACUGCAGGGCUGGUUUGCUGGUGGGGUCCAGCUUGGUGUGGCCAAUCUGGCUAUUUUUUUAACAUUACUUUCACUUCUGCUUCUUCAGAAGGGAGCUGAGCCAGUGUUCAAAGCUCCUGGUGGCUGUUGCUCACUCUGGUGUUAAUGGAGAGGUUUUUGUACAAAGCUUAAUGUGCAGAGUAUCCAAUAAAGUACUUUAACACACCA